AUGAAGCUCUUCGUUGUGCCGGUCACGGUGGUUUUGGCGUGCCUCUGCAACGCGGCAGCGUACAAGCAUGACGCAGAAGAUGGGCAGGCGGAGAUUGGAGCGUACCAUAUCCAGCCUGGUCGGUGUGCCGGCGUAGAGCAGCGUCUAGGCCACACAAAGUACAGCCAGUACUACCACUGGAGUCCUUUCCACACGUCGUUCACCGAGCUGGGCUAUGGCAACGAUGUGGAGCAGAUGGACUCGACGGCGCUGUGCGCCAACAAUCCCGCGCUGACCCAAGGAUACGGCGGUGGGUUCGACAAGAUGCGCAUCUACCUCGUCUACGGACGCUGUGUGUACGGGACACAAGACAUGAAGGUCAUGUGCGGAACCAUCACCGAACAAGGUCGCCCUUCGCACAACAUCCUCAACGUCGUUCAAGCCUCGUGCCCCGCCGGGACGCGGUGCAAGAAUCUGUGCGCAACAAUGCAGGAUCCCUCGCUCACGAGCAAGUUUGCGGUCAAGCAGGUACAGCUCGCUCAGUGCAUGCCCAUCCCUCAGUGGAAGAAGCUUACCGAGAUGUACAGGCCAAAAGCUUCUCCCGUGCCGGCCGCAUAUCAGGUAGCAGCUGCAGGAAGUCAAAAAAUCGAUCCCAAGGUCGUGGAUAAAGCCCCUGCUGGAAACCCCACCGUGGACCCGGUGCACGUCGACAAGGACGGUACGAUUCCUGGACGCGUCGUUUCGCCCUCAACUCCUCCCACCGACGACAUUGAUGCAGACCUUCUGAAAGCGGCCAACGAACGAGAAGCAUACUCUGGCGAGAGGCUCGUCACGAAGCAGCCUGACGUUGAAAAGCCCGUUCCCGCGCAGCCAGCAAAGGGAGACUCCUCCGACCUUCCCAUUGGCGGUCCUCAAUUCGUCCCCGCUGCCAAGGCUCCUGAAGCGCAGACGAACGGCCACAAAUUGGAACACCAGCAAGCUCCGACCAGGAUGGGCUUCCGCAAGCGUUCCUUGUCUGGCGCGCUCAACGCCUGA
Messenger RNA from Moesziomyces antarcticus, 1014 nucleotides. RefSeq lists its product as uncharacterized. The transcript has a single exon. The coding region runs from base 1 to 1014 and encodes 337 amino acids. Lineage: Eukaryota; Fungi; Basidiomycota; Ustilaginomycetes; Ustilaginales; Ustilaginaceae. The record is from RefSeq and is a predicted model, not a curated record.